Labrus mixtus (cuckoo wrasse) is the source of this 1873-nucleotide messenger RNA. RefSeq lists its product as uncharacterized. Bases 139 to 1011 code for a protein of 290 amino acids. The transcript is spliced from 5 exons. The record is from RefSeq and is a predicted model, not a curated record. Lineage: Eukaryota; Metazoa; Chordata; Actinopteri; Labriformes; Labridae.
UGCGUAAAGGGCGUGGUGAUGUGCAUGUGCGGUCCACCGCCAAAUUCAAACAGUGAAGAAAGAAACCAGAACAACAGGCAGUCGAAGUAGAGACGAGAGAGGCAGAAAUUCACGAGUCGUAAUCAUUUCAGCUCAGUCAUGGCGUCUUCAGUGAUGGAUGGAGUUGGUAAAGCUGUGGUAGGAGUCUGGCGAGCACACACGGUCCUGGAUGAGUCCGACGGAGCAGAGAGCUCCCCGGAAGCCCCGGAUCGUUUCCGCAAGCUGAAGUCCUCAUCUUCACUUAAUUCUCUGCGAAUGUCUUUGCGCAAAAGGCUGCCGCUACGUUCUGUUCAGGCCAACUCCCUUCCAGAGAAUCCGACCUGGGAACCCAUAAAAGAGCAACCAAAACCCAACGCGGUCCACAAACUCACUCGCAGUGCCCGCAACUCCAUCAGCGGAGUGUAUCAGAGGCUGCAGAGGACCAGAGAGUUCUCACGGGAGGAGUGUUUGGUAGAAACUCCGGGUCGAGCAUGUGACGGGGAAGAAGCUGGUCCAUCAACUUCUCGUACUCCAAGAAGAACACCUGGCCGGGCCGCAACACCACGACGUACCCCCAGAUCGACCGUCACACCUGGACGUACCCCUGGCUCUCGAGGGAGAAGGACUCCCGAGGCUGGCGUGCGGGGGGUGAAAACGGCGGGCGGCAGGAGGCAGCUGGUGCGCAUGGCUGCUUUACGGAGUCCCUUUGCCUCCCCAAACACACAGAACCAGAGAAUAAAGUUUGACCAAGAUUUAGACUCUGUGUCCAGUGGACUCAGGAGGCUCAAACAUCUGUCCAAGGCCUUUGAUAACCUAAUUGGCAGAGAUGAAAGAACCAUUCCCAAGGAGCGUUCUGGAGGAGCAGUGAUGAGAAAGUUGGACCCCAACGGUAAACUCUGUCGCUCAAACCUCUCACGUCGGGCAUCAAAGCUCUCAGACAGAAUGGGGGGUUGGGCCAACACAGCUGUGAACACUAUUCGCAAACCCAACUGAACUACACACUUGUGUGUGUGUAUAUAUAAAAAGAAAAAAAGGACCUUUUGUAGCCAUAUUAUUAUUGAGGUAUUACUGUUUCAUUAAAAAGUAGUGUUUUCAUGAUACUGGGAGACUGUUACAUGUAGGCUUGUUGUCUUUAUGAUAUAAACUGUGUUUACUUAGAAACAAAUAGGGAUUUCUGUGUUUACACGUCUCAGGUUAGCUGGUUGUGGAUAAUUGUCCCCACUAUGGCUACCAAAGGGAUUUCUGUAUUGUGGUUUAUGUACUUUUAUUAUAGCUGCUACAACCAAAUGUCUUAGUUACAUUGUUAUUAUUUUAACACUUUAUUUUUAUAUUCACUUUGAAUAGAAUCCUUCCGAAGGCUAAAGGCCAAAACUGUAUUUGCAGAACUAACACUAAAUUUACUGACACAGGGGAGAUUUGUUUCCUCUAUUUUACAUGUAUGCAAAAAUGUUACUAACAUUUGUUGUUCAUUUUUUAAAUGUCAUUUGAUUAUGCCAAAAUGUAAAGUGUAUUUUCUGUGAAACAGUGAGUUUUUUUUAUAUACACAGCUCAGGCAGUAUUGGAGAGUUUUUCCACUUCCCUUGCGUCAUAGGGCCACACUGUUAAUGGUCUGCGGAUGAUUCAUGGACCAUUGCUGUGAACAUAAAUCAUUUAGUAAUGUGAUGGAGAAGAUGUAAUGACUCAUUUCAUGUUGAUGAUGUUAUAAAACCAUAUCCGGCAGGUUAUUAGUGAAGUGAUAAACAGCCUUAGAUGACGUAAAACACUUUUCUCUGCAUUUCAAUGUAUUGGUAUCCCCUUCCUGCAGAUAUGGGAGAAAGGAGUGGGAAAAAAAGCAAUAAAACCUGUAAGAAAGAAA